AUGCGUUCCGAUCAAUUCUCACCGAUGCUUGUGAUGCAGCGAGCUAACGCAAUCAUUAGAAAACGACGCAUCCGUUGCGAUGAGGGGAAGCCAUCCUGUCUAAAUUGCGGCAAAUCAAAGCGAACUUGCGAAGGAUACGCACCAAAGUCCACGGGAAAUGAACGUAGAUUGCAGGAAUACCGCCCACUGCUCAUUCGACCCAACUACGAGAUGUACAUGUUCACUGCACAACUCGAGAAAGAUCAAUUCGAGUAUUGGAUGACAUUCAGCAAGCAGUUUACUCUGUUUCCGUCGGAUCUCAUCACACAGCUCAUACCACAAAUUGCCCGUGAAGAGCCGGCCAUCAGACACGCAGCGUUUGCCAUUGGCGCAGUCACUUUGGGCAGCGAUAGUCGCCUACAACGCACCGGUGGCGCGGGUCCAUUCAUGAAGGAUGCUUUGCAACAUUAUGGAAGAGCCAUUCACAUCAUUCGAUCCAGCGCAUCAUCAAAGAGAAGUAUCGCUCGUGCUCUCCUCUCCUGUAUUCUCUUCGUCGCCUUCGAAGCCAUACAGGGCAACCAUCUAGCUGCGCUCACCCAUAUAAAUCAUGGAUGCAGUAUGCUAGAUCAAGUGAUGAAACAGGGCGUGAGUGGAGAAUGCCCUCCAAAGCUGAUUGAUGAGGUUAUCUCGGGAUUCCAGCGCUUCACCUUGUCAUCAUGGACCAUGAAUGGAUAUCACCCGACUGAGACUGAGACCUGGGUGCCUUGGUGCUGCCGCGGAAGAAGAAGUCGCUAUGCAGUCGACGAGCUGCCAAAGAGCUUUGCAACGCUUUCAGAGGCUCAUCGGUGGUGGGAGGUCAUCCAACACUUCAUUAUAUAUCAAACAAAGAUGCAUUCAGCAUUGCAUUUUGAAGACCUCGGGACUCCUUCAAACCUGACAAAGAUCCCGAAACAUCAGGUGAAGAGAUACAUGGGCAUCCUCGACCGGUGGCACGUCCGAUUCGAGGCGUUAUCAAUCACAAGGUCUCCGACAGAGGCAGUGCACAAUGAUCGAGCAAGCCUACAAAAGUUGAGCCUUCAGCUUUUAUACAAGUCACUCGUCAUUUCUGUGAAGAGCUCUCAAUACACAAACACAGAAGUCCUAGUCGAGUCGACAGAGGAAUUUAGUGAGAUACUCGCUAUGAGUAGGAUCGUUCUCGAGGGACAAUCAAAUAUGGACCCAUCCAGGGAGGUUUUUACUAUGGAAACCAGCCCGAGCUGGGCCAUUCUUUCUGCGAGCAUCUAUUGUGUCGAUGCAGACGUUAGAAAAGAGGCUCACCGUCUGCUCAAGGACUUUCCCCGCCGGGAUGGCAUUUGGGAUACCAAAUUGUUCGCCGCCAUUUCAAAGACCAGCCAAGACCUCCGUGCAGAAAACGACUGGAGAGUCGACGAUCAUGCUGGUGCAGUUCUGGUCAAUAAAGAGGUUGUUCUAUACAAGGAUGAGGUGUUUAGGAGGAAGUAUGAGCUAGCAGACGGCCAGUGGCGGAUUGUGGAAGAGCAAAGGAUACCAGUUGGUUUAGAGUGA
This is a messenger RNA of Colletotrichum paranaense, 1542 nucleotides long. RefSeq names its product C6 zinc finger protein. Gene Ontology annotation, biological process: regulation of DNA-templated transcription. Lineage: Eukaryota; Fungi; Ascomycota; Sordariomycetes; Glomerellales; Glomerellaceae. Bases 1 to 1542 code for a protein of 513 amino acids. The record is from RefSeq and is a predicted model, not a curated record. The transcript has a single exon. Gene Ontology annotation, molecular function: DNA-binding transcription factor activity, RNA polymerase II-specific; zinc ion binding.